ACUACUAGUCCGAUAUGUGACCAAUUUUUUUCAUCAAAACGACCUUGUUGUUUGAAUAAUGCUUUAAUUUCACCAUGAUUGUUAUCAACAUUUUGUUCACAUCGUUGAUUCAUAAAUGAUGUUGUGGGUGUGUUUCUGCUAAAAUAUUAGUUCUCCGAUUUAAAUAUAACUAUUACUUAACCAGUUCCAUCGGCGAGAAAUCUUAGUCCACCAGCUUUUUUCUUAUGAAUGAUUACUGGUGAUGACCAUGGGGAUGUUGAUGGGCGUAUUUGUUGAUUCUUCAACAUUUUUUAAAGUUCUUCUUGCAGGUCACGUCUUUGUUGGAUCGUUUUGGGAUAUGGUCUUGAACUGAUAGCAAAAUUAUUUUCACAUCCUCCUCACAGACAUUCACCCCAAACCACUUCAACACCUUCACUACCGCAAUCUAAUAAAAAAUUAUCACCAUCACAAUCAUACGAUUUUAGUAUUGCACGAAUUCAAUACGAGCAACAGAAUGAUAUCGUCCUGCAAAGGAAAAUUAAAGAAGUUAAGAACGUGCCAAAAAGCCAUGCAUAUGACAUUAAAGAUGAUCUAUUCUAUAAAUUACUACCACGAGGUGGUACAAAAAUUAAAUUACUCUAUAUACCAUUAACAAUGAUUGAAGAGAUAUUGUCUGCUCACCAUGAUCAUCCCUUAAGUGGUCAUUUCGGUGUUGAGAGAACAUGGGAAAACUUAAGAAAUAAAUAUUACUGGCCAAAUAUGAAACAGUCAGUCUCCAAUUACAUAAAAUCCUGUCCAGAAUGCUCAAGGUUUAACAUUGAUCGACACAAACCAUCCGGAUUAUUACAACCAAUUGAACCACCUGCUGAAAUAUUUCAAGUCUUGGAGAUUGACUGGUGGAUCUCUCUUUCGAAAUCUUUAGACGGAAACAAAUAUGUUCUGGUUAUUACGGAUCGAUUAUCUGGUUAUGUUUUUGCGAAAGCUUCCCCAACAAAUAAAGCUCAAGAUACCGCACGAAUUUUACUAACAGAAGUUAUUCUCGUUCACGAGGCUCGAGACAAGGUUAUUAGUGAUCAAGGUUCACAUUUUAACAAUGAACUACUACAAGCAAUCACCAGCCUAAUUGGAUGCAAACAUGUCUUCUCAACACCGUACCACCCUCAAACCAAUGGGCAGACAGAAAGAUGGAAUGCUACACUUGCCACACAGAUCGCCAAAUACUGUAAUGAAAAUCAAGAUAAUUGGGAUACUUACUUACCAUCAAUCGUAUUCGCCUAUAAUCAUGGCAUCCACAAUUCUAGCGGUUUUAUACCCUAUCAGUUAGCGUUUGGUCGCAAAGCAAGAAGUCCAUUUGAUGCACCGCAUACAAGUUUCACAUUCAAAAAACCCCAUGAUUAUUGGAGCGAAGUUUGCCAAUAUAAAAAUAUUGUCAUUAAACAGGCGAAGCUGAAUAUCCUCCGUCACCAACAAGUGACAAAACAACGCUACGAUAGCAAUAGACAAGAUCAAGAUUACAAAAUCAACGAUUUAGUCUGGAUGAAGGUGUUAGUUGGAAGAUCGAAACUUGAUGAACGAUAUACUGGCCCGGUACGAGUCAUACAAGUGCUAGGCCUAUUGACAUAUCUAGUUCAAGAUGAUGAGUUACAGCAAUUCCAGGUUCAUUCGAACAACAUCAAGCGUGUAUAUCCACGUGAUCAAGAUAUCCCAUUUAUUUAA
Didymodactylos carnosus is the source of this 1695-nucleotide messenger RNA. The record is from the annotation of a GenBank genome assembly. Lineage: Eukaryota; Metazoa; Rotifera; Eurotatoria; Philodinida; Philodinidae.